Molecule: messenger RNA, 1080 nt
Organism: Echinococcus granulosus
Lineage: Eukaryota; Metazoa; Platyhelminthes; Cestoda; Cyclophyllidea; Taeniidae
Product: sorbin
Exons: 12
Coding region: 1-1080 (359 amino acids)
Molecular function (GO): protein binding
Source: RefSeq, a predicted model, not a curated record
AUGAGUAACUCUGACACUUUUAGAAAGACGGAAGGCGAAAGGAUGAGGCAAGAAAGAAAGAAAAAUUCGAGCCUGCACAGAAUGAAUCAUCUCUAUUCUACGUUCAACACCUCAACGAGUUCGGCAGAUGGGGCAAGUGGCACUGUUAUUUUUUGGGUGGAGAGGGAAGUUGUUCUUUUCAGCCAUCCAUAUAGUACACCCUCAGCCGAAGCAAUGGGACCGGCGGGCGGCCAACACUUUUCGGUCCAUGGAAAGGCUGAGGCAGGACCCGGGAUUUAUGAUAAUCCAGGAGAUGACAAUGCAUACAAAAACGAAGAUCCUAUAUUAAGGCCUCAGCAGAAAACCUGGAAACCCCGUCCUCAAAGUGGGAUUCCACCACCACUGCCGCUCAGAAAGCCCUCAAAGAUUAACAACGAAACAUCAGGCAGUCGGACUACACUUACAUCCCAGACAAGUUCAAGGUCUCCGUCGAUCUGCUCUUCGGAAACGAAUGAAUCUGACUCCGAUGAUGCGCCUGUAAAGUCAAUGCCGCCUAAAGACAAAGGUUCGGCUUCUACUAACCCAGACGCUCUGUUGGGUGGCUUAUUUGCUGAAUUACGUCAGCGGCUAGAAAAGCUUGCAUCGCCCAAUGAUGCGGAAGCCCCAGCUAGAAGGGUCUUGUGGUUGAUGAUCGAGAAUAUUCCGGAAACAGAGCAACCACUGGCACUAGAAUUUAAGAAUAAUGACAUAGUGCGGUGGGUGGAUUACGGUCCAAAGUACCUCAAAAGCAAGCCUCCUCCUCUGCCUGCGAAUGGAUACCUCGAGUGUGAAACGUGGUCAGGGAAGCCGGUGGUUGUGCCCAGUGAGUACGCGCGCCUCAUCAGCUCCACGCUUGAGCUGGCCCAGGUGUUGCAGCGCAGGCCACGAGCCGAGGUCAUUAAGGACUUUGUCGGCACUACCGAUGGCGAUCUCUCCGUUGCGGUUGGUGAAGUGAUUUACCUCCUUUUCGAACGCGACGUUUCCUACUUUAUGGCAAUGAACAAGAGUUUCGCACGCGGAAGGGUACCGAAAACGGCUCUAAAUGUUCUUAUUGCGCCUUGA